UUUGGAUACCUUGCGACCUAAGGCUCUUUCCCCUUUAAAUACUGUAGCUCGAGCACGAAUUGGCUCUCAGAACCCGCAACGAUCAAGAUACCUCAGAUCAACUUUUCAUCGUUUCGUCGGAGCGGAUCGGAGGACCUUCGGUAAGUGAAGUCAUUUAAAUAGCUGUGAUGGCAGCAAGAACCAUUAGAAGGCGGCUCCAUCAUGGAGAUAUUGACGGGAAGAGAAAUGAGUAUUCAGACGCAUCAGGAUUUGAUGCCCUAAAUGAACCUUUGCUUGGGAAUAACAACCAUGGAGGCCACUAUAACUAUAAGGGAUGUGAUGAUGGAGGUGAACAAGAUUGGGAUGACAAAAAGAAGGAAAUAAACCUUCACUGGACACGUCUUUUCGCCAAUUUGAUUGCUCAAUGGUCUCAGUGGUUAGCAAAUAUUAUCCUUGGCUCUGGGUCGGUUUUAGGAAGGUUCUUACCUAUCUCUUCCAUCGCUUCAAAUGAACAAGAUGACCCAAUUUGUCUUUGUCCCUUGCAGGAAGAACGUUACAGAAAUUUGCGGCUGAGGGUGGAGGUCCAGUUUGAUGGUUCUCGAUUGGAUCAUCAAGAUGCCCUGAAACAGCUAUGGCGUCUAGCCUAUCCUGAUCGAGAAAUUCCUCCUCUUAAAUCUGAAUUAUGGAAGGAAAUGGGUUGGCAAGGGUGUGACCCAUCAACAGAUUUCAGGGGUGGUGGAUAUAUAUCAUUGGAAAACCUCAUCUUUUUUGCCAAAAACUACCCGAAUUCAUUCCAAACUCUGUUGCACAAAACAGAAGGUAGAAGGGCUGAUUGGGAAUAUCCUUUUGCCGUAGCCGGUGUUAAUAUAUCAUUCAUGUUGAUACAGAUGCUAGACUUGCAAUCAGUCUUGCCAUCUUCUAAAGCAGGAGUUCGGUUCCUGGAACUGCUUGGGGAAGAUGAAAAAGCAUUUGAUAACCUCUACUGCAUAGCUUUUCGCAUGCUGGAUGCUCAGUGGCUCGCAAAGCGUGCAUCUUAUAUGGAGUUUAAUGAGGUUUUGAAGUCUACAAGAAAUCAGUUGGAGCGUGAACUUGCCUUGGAAGACAUCACCUGUGUAAAGGACUUGCCGGCUUACAACAUGUUGAUGUGAUGAUCUUUCCCUCAAAUUGUUUCUCUCUUUGGGGUUAUUCUCUAUGGCAAUGCAACAUUGAACGAUGACCAUCCUUCUGGUAACCUCUGAAAUGUAUAUAGCAAAGACUAAUGCAAAUAAGAUAAUGGUGCUGAUUACAAGGAUGAGCUCUUUUCAUCUUUUGUUGAAUC
Molecule: messenger RNA, 1297 nt
Organism: Musa acuminata subsp. malaccensis (wild Malaysian banana)
Lineage: Eukaryota; Viridiplantae; Streptophyta; Magnoliopsida; Zingiberales; Musaceae
Source: RefSeq, a predicted model, not a curated record